This is a messenger RNA of Lolium rigidum, 2201 nucleotides long. RefSeq names its product factor of DNA methylation 1-like. NCBI's taxonomy places the organism in Eukaryota, Viridiplantae, Streptophyta, Magnoliopsida, Poales, Poaceae. Gene Ontology annotation, biological process: gene silencing by siRNA-directed DNA methylation. The transcript is spliced from 3 exons. Bases 1 to 1923 code for a protein of 640 amino acids. The record is from RefSeq and is a predicted model, not a curated record.
AUGUCGUGCAUACCGGAUCUUCGCGCCAAAAUCCGCAUCCUCGUCCCGCCCACGGCCCCCUCCGCCGCGUACGAUGCCGGCCUCCGCGCGCUGGGCCUCCUCGAUUUCGUCCGCCUCGAUCUCCGCUCCUCCGGGGCCGUGUGCCAUGAGCUCGUCGCCGAUCUCAUCACAAACUACGACGCUGGAGACGGACGGAGCUUCACCCAGAAGGGCCCCGUCGAGGUCUGCUGCCGUACCUUCGCCGAGGCGCUCUGCCUCCCGACCCCGGGGAGGACCGCGUCCUUCGACAUGGACUCGGCCAUCGUCUCGUUCGCCGCGGCGGAGUUCAUGAAGGCUUACAUCCUGACACCGCUCGAGGCCGGCGGCGAUAGGAACACGGAGGUGGCCGGCGUGGCCCGCCAGGCGGCGGAGAUGGUGAUGGAUGGGAGGGCCGAUGCUGUUGACUGGACCGCGCUGAUCUGGGUACUCGUGGAGGAGGAGAUGUUCGACCUUAGCAACGGGACGAGGUCCAACUCGGCAUGCUACUACGGCGCCUACCUGCAGCGGAUCUUGUGGCUGCAGUUUCCGGACCGCUUCCAGCCAUGGCCGGAGAUAACUCGUAAGGGGUCAUCAAUCAAUGCAACAUACUAUAAUCAGUUUCCGAUGAGUGCAAGUCACAAGCUUCGCUCGGAGCUGGACUCCAAGAUGCAACAGCUUUUUGAUGCCAGAUCCAUGAAGCUUGAAGCUAGAUAUAUAGAGCUUCAAGAGCUAUAUAUCCAUGAAGCUAUGCAAAAUGUCCAUGAUAGAAGGAACCUUGAGCGAGACAAGAAAAAGUUGCGUGCAAUGAAGUCGCUCAACAAUGCUUUAGUUAUCCAAAGAAGAAGAAAAAAUGGUGACUUGCAGCGCUCAGAGCUGGUUCCCAAGAUGAAAAAAAAGCAUGUCGAUGCAAGAUCCAACCAGAUUGAUGCCAGAUCCAUGCAGCUUGAAGCAAGAUCUGCGGAGUUUGAUGCGAGAUCCAAACAACUCGACUUGAGAUCCAAGCAGGUUGACGCGAGAUGGAAGCAGGUUGAAGCAAGAUCUGCAGAGUUUGACGCGAGAUCGGAGCAACUUGAUGCAAGACACUUGCAGUUAGAGGCAAGAUCUAUGGAGCUAGAAGCGAAAUCCAAUAGGCUUGAAGCGAGAUCCGAGGAGCUUGAAGUGAGAUCCAGGGAGCUUGAAGCUCUAUCAGCGCAAAUUGAAUAUGAGAGGAUAAACCUAGAGCAACACAAAGAAUUGCAUGAUAAGAUGCACACAAUGGAGGCACUUAACCAAGCUUUAAUUACCCAGCAACGAGAAGGAAAUGAUGAGUUGAAGUGUGUUAAAAAAGAACUGGUAGAUGUAAGCGAGCGACUAGCACUAUCACAGAAUGACGGGGAAGCAAUGAAGUCGCUCAAUCAGGUUCUAAUAACCAAGGAAGUAGGAAGCAACAAUGAGUUGCAAGUCGUCCGGAAAAAGCUGAUAGAUGGCUUGCAGAAGUUUACAAAUGGACGAGCAAAUAUAGGGGUCAAGAGAAUGGGCGAACUUGACAUGAAAGCAAUUGCAAAUGCUUGCAGGCUAGAUUUAUCACAAGAGGAUGCACAAGUUACUUCUGCUUAUCUUUGUUCCAAGUGGCAAAAUGAAAUUGCAAACCCAAAAUGGCACCCUUUUAAGGUCAUCAUGGUUGGUGGUAAAUUGACGGAGAUUCUCUCAGAGGAUGAUGCCAAGCUUAGGAUGUUAAAAGAAGAACAUGGUGAAGAAAUGCGCACCUUGGUAACAAAAGCUCUACUUGAAAUCAAUGAAUACAACCCCAGUGGUCGUUAUGUUGUAUCAGAGCUGUGGAACUACAAGGUUGGCCGGAAAGCAACAUUGGAAGAAGUCACUGAGUUCAUCCUGAAACAGUGGCAGUCACAUAAGAGGAAGCGCUGAGCAUCUAUUUAUUUGCAGGUUCCUUGUUCUGCUUACGCUUCCUUAUAACUCGUACUUCCACCUUGACCUUGACUAGACCUAGUAUAACUUCAAUGUUAGAGGUAUGUAGUGGUUCAUUAGUACUUACUGAUUAUGCAACUAGAACAAUCAUGAUCACCUUUUCGUAGCUAAAUGCUAGCUGGGUUCUCCUGUUGUAGAAUUGGGAUCCAUGCUAGCACUGGUCUAGAAUGUAUAUUGCAGCUUAUCUUUGAAUAUUUGAUGCUUCCCUUAGGAUCUUC